This is a messenger RNA of Cyanistes caeruleus (blue tit), 2271 nucleotides long. It is a transcript of the gene LHFPL6, whose product is annotated as LHFPL tetraspan subfamily member 6. NCBI's taxonomy places the organism in Eukaryota, Metazoa, Chordata, Aves, Passeriformes, Paridae. Gene Ontology annotation, cellular component: membrane. The record is from RefSeq and is a predicted model, not a curated record.
GUUACUAUUAAAUGGUGUAAAUGCAGACUGAGUGCAAUAAACCUCACUUCCAUUUAGCAUUAAUAAUAUUAAUGAAUGGCGUUUAAAUUACAUGCCAGGACUGUAAAAGAAACAUUACCAAAGAGGUUUUGCAUGUCUGCUGCUGACAUAAUUUAAACCUGUCAUAAAAUCGUCUUAUAUCUGAGAAAUAUAUUCAUGCGUCUGAACAUAGAGAAAAAAACAGAAUAGGAAAUGCUUUUUUCUUUCAGAGGCUGUCUGUGCAGAAGACAGUCCUCCCUCAAAACUUUCCCACUUAAGACACUCUGGGAAAGGGCUGAAGCUCCUGUCUCUCCGCUUGACCUAAGCUAUCCGGGAUGAGCUGCUUAAAAUACUGUGAUCACAUUUACUCUCGCUCUAGACCAACUUGGGAACUGUUGCGAUCAAAAUGCUGUGUCAGCAGCUCGCAUGCAGAGACAGACACAGUUCUUAUCAUACGCACAUCAUCAGGAGAUUUUCCCAUGGACCUUUGACUUCAUGAUGGGAGGAAAUAUUCCCCUGGUUGUUAGGAUUCAAGCUUCUCCUAGUGUGAGGAUUUGUCAAGGCUGAGAGAUUCCGGAUUAUCCAUAAAGCUCCUCUGAAAUACAGUUACUUUUGUGUCUUCCCAUCGUGAGGGGUCUUGGAUCAGACACAAAGAUGGCCUCCAGCCUCACCUGUGCCGGCGUUGUCUGGGCCUUCCUCUCCUUCCUCUGCGCUGCUGCCUCCUGUGUUGGCUUCUUCAUGCCCUACUGGCUCUUGGGGUCUCAGCUGGAGAAGUCUGUUUCCUUCGGCACUUUCCGGAGGUGUUCCUACCCGGUGCGGGAUGAGAGCCGCCAGAUGACCGUGAUGGUGGAGCAGUGUGGCCGCUAUGCCUCCUUCCAGGCCAUCCCGAGCGCCGAGUGGAGGAUCUGCACGGUGGUGACGGGCCUGGGCUGCGGGCUGCUUCUCUUGGUGGCCCUGACUGCGCUCAUGGGCUGCUGUGUGUCCGAGCUCAUCUCCAGGACUGUGGGCAGGGUGGCAGGAGGCAUCCAGUUCCUGGGGGGUUUGUUGAUCGGCUCUGGUUGUGCCCUCUACCCUCUUGGCUGGGACAGUGAAGAAGUCAGACAAACCUGUGGUAACCUUUCGAACCAGUUUGAGUUGGGGACAUGCCACAUCGGCUGGGCCUACUACUGCACGGGCGGGGGCGCGGCGGCCGCCAUGCUGGUGUGCACCUGGCUGGCCUGCUUCUCGGGCAAGAAACAGAAGCAAUACCCCUACUGAGCCGGCCCCGGGCACCGGCCCUGCCAGGCCCGCCCAGGUCUGCUGGACAACAACAACAAACAAGGAAUUUUCAAGUGCUUUCUCUCAGGAGUGGGACGGCGGGCGGCCCCAGGGUGGCAGGGAGGUGAAAGGCGGUGCAAAGCCACCCGGCUGGGCUACGCAGGGACAGGCUCUCUCACCCGAGCCUGCUCAAGGUCUGCUCCACAAAAAUAUAAGCAAGGAAAACUCUGCUUUGGCAAAUGGUGAAAUCCUGCAUGCACCAAUUACUGGACAGGCUGGUGAGGGGAGGCAGCGCCCAGGUGCUGGGGUAGUGCCUGGCAGCCCCUCAGUGCGGCGCUCCUGAAAGCACACAUGCACGCACAGAUGUUGACCAUGGCACAAAAUAAGUAGAGAGGAAACUUUUUUUGGUGCGAUUCUUCUUUCUUUUCCUUUUAAAUUUCUCUUCUUUUUGUUUUUAGUUUUUUUUGGGUUUUUUUAACUGCUCUCUGGUGGUUUAAGACUCGGUGUUGCAACACUUUUUAAUGUAUGCAUUAAACUUAAUAAAAGGACCAAUAAGCCACUUUAUCAGUAUUUUGUAUAAUCUCUACACAUUUUUCUUCCCCAAACAUUUAUCCACAGGCUUAUUCAGCCCUAUAUAAGUUUUAUUAAGACUCUGUGUUUUCAGCAUUAUUACAAAAUGCAACAUAAUUACUUGGCAUAUGUACCCUUACUAUAGUACUUUUUAUGAAAUGCAGCAAAUGGACGUUUUCUCGUCCAUUGGAAAUUCCACUCACGGUACUGUAGAGCUCUGUUGGUUAUGUAUGACUAACAGCAAACUUCUUCCAGACAUAGAUUUCUGUUGCUGUUGUGUUUAGCUCAUUGAUGUUGUAUUGUGCUGUACCAUGUUUAUUAUUUCAAUAUUCAUUUUUGUAAAAUAUAUAUAUAUAAUAUGUGCUAUUUUAUGUUUGUAUUUGAAAAUUCUCUGUAAAUAAAUUUUUCCUUGAUCAAUACUUGCAA